AAAGGGAGACAGUCAGGCGCUGUAGCAAUUUGUAUUAAAAACCCAACCUCUCUUUCUAUGGAACCUUUAGAAGCCUCAGACGCUCUCCGUGGCUUACCCCUGUCCACUUCUCUGUGUUAGCAGCUCUGCGGACUGCCUUGGACGGAGCACAAUAAACCGUUAUAUUAGUACCAUCUCGACUACUUGACAGGAUGAUGGCAUCAGCACGUGUCCUCUGCAGCAUGUUCUUCGUCGUGGGGCUUCUCUCCUACCCAGCGGAUUCCAGACGGAACCGAGGAUCCCAAGGUGCCAUCCCUCAUCCUGACAAAAACAACCCAAACGAAUCAGAGCAGCAGCCUCAGACACCGCAGGCGGGCUCUGGCUCCCAGGGACGGAGAAAAGGCCCCCAUUUAUCCGCAGACGAGGUGCUGGAGUCAAGCCAAGAGGCUCUACAUGUCACCGAGCGCAGAUACCUCAAACUCGACUGGUGCAAGACCCAACCACUGAAACAAACCAUCCACGAGGAAGGCUGCAUCAGCCGCACCAUUAUUAAUCGGUUCUGCUACGGACAGUGCAAUUCGUUUUAUAUCCCCAGACACGUCCGCAAAGAGGAGGGAGCCUUUCAGUCAUGUUCUUUCUGCAAACCAAAGCGAUUUACCACCAUGACUCUUACUUUGAAUUGUCCGGACCAACAGCCGCCAACCAAAAAGAAGCGCGUACAACGCGUAAAGCAGUGUCGCUGUAUCUCGAUAGACCUGGACUAACUCGGACUUCUCGGGACAUGAAACACUGUCAAAGAGAAAUAUCCUGCGACGCGACUCUGGCCUAAUCUGAUACUUAAUAUAAAAUCAGAAAACGAGACUUGUUUCAUACUCACAUCAUGUUCACUAUAGCCUGCGGUUUUCUCUCCAGGCUCUCAAGUCCACCAAUUCACAUGGCACUUCAAUAACCGGAUGGACACAGCAAUGAACACACAGCAAAAUGACAGACUGACACAUCUUUAUCUCCUGUUGACUCUGGGAAGCAUUAAAAGUUGGCUCAGUCCUUGCAUGGAAGCCAAAGGAGAAUAUGAUAUGAUCUUUCGGUCAAACACCUUGGGGGUAGCCUUAAAAGACAACGGCUUUGCCUCUCUGGCUAAAUGUGGUGUGCGCUUUGCCUCUCUGGCUAAAUGUCGCGUGCGCUCUGCCUCUACCCUCCUCUGAAAUGAAUUUAUUGCUUAAGGUUUUUCCACUAUGUGGAAUUGGAGAAACAGUAAGGCGAUUUUAUUUAAUAUCUGGGACACAUAUAAGAAUGUUUUCAACGAAUUUCUCGGAAUAUUAAUUGCUCUAUUAUAUUGCCAGAUCACUGUGCAAUUAUAUAGCCUGUUCGAAUCGCUAUUUAUGGAAUGGGAACCUAAAUGUUAACAUUAGUUUGGCUAUACGAGAAAAAAAAAAACAUGUGUCUUCCUUUUGUUUUAGGAACAAAAAGUUGUACAUAAUGUGUUUAUAAUGUUGUAGAUAGCACGGUUUAUUGUGUUUAUUAAAUGGUAAUCACAUAUAUUGUUCUAAUGUACAACAUUGUUGCUUAUUCAGCGCUUUGGAGAUACAGCAAUAAAACAGAAAACAUUUCGCUUUAA
Alosa sapidissima (American shad) is the source of this 1594-nucleotide messenger RNA. RefSeq names its product gremlin 1b (gene grem1b). The transcript has 2 exons. Gene Ontology annotation, biological process: animal organ morphogenesis. NCBI's taxonomy places the organism in Eukaryota, Metazoa, Chordata, Actinopteri, Clupeiformes, Clupeidae. Gene Ontology annotation, molecular function: receptor ligand activity; BMP binding. The coding region runs from base 192 to 743 and encodes 183 amino acids. The record is from RefSeq and is a predicted model, not a curated record.